Molecule: messenger RNA, 1402 nt
Organism: Priapulus caudatus
Lineage: Eukaryota; Metazoa; Priapulida; Priapulimorpha; Priapulimorphida; Priapulidae
Product: solute carrier family 35 member E2-like
Exons: 8
Coding region: 163-1398 (411 amino acids)
Cellular component (GO): Golgi apparatus
Molecular function (GO): antiporter activity
Source: RefSeq, a predicted model, not a curated record
CUCGAUAUGUGGUGAAGAGUUGAACUUGAAUGUGGAAUCGUAGUAAUACUAAUACUAAAUUACUAAUAGUAUUUGACUGAUUGAAAACUCCAUGUUUCUUACUGCAAAAGUGUCGUGUGACGCCUCUAGUUCAAAUAGGCGGCUUCGUACCGAAUCGUCAGGAUGGCGAUGCGACUUCGCCACAACUCGCAGAGCGAUCCACUUGAACUGACCUCUGACCUCAAUGGUGCUGGGCAGCUCCUUGAGACCAGCGGAGCUAUACUCCCGCCUGUCCCCGAGACUCCAGGCCGGGGCGAGAAUCCCUGCCGCGAGGGGGUGCUGUCGUCAGACGUGCUCGAUCACAUUUCGUCGUCGCAGGCUAUUGUUAAUGGACAGCAUUCGUCGGAGAGCAAGAAGCUGCUGCUGGAGGACGAGGAUGAGGUGUUACCGAGUGACGCUCGCCUCGGACUGUUCAGCAUGAGAGCAAUUGCUUUCCUCGUGCUCUGGUACCUGUUCAGCUUCUGUACGCUUUUCCUGAACAAGUACAUCCUGACUACGCUGCACGGAGAACCGACGUUGCUAGGAGCAAUGCAGAUGUUGAUGACACUCAUCUGUGGAUUCAUACAGAUGCACUUCCCGUGUGGGAUGUUCAAGCGAGUGGAGCGACAUGGCAAACCGGCCAACUUCGUACGAAACAUGCUUCUUCUUGGAUGCAUGAGGUUCACCACUGUGGUUCUAGGGUUGGUGGCGUUGAAGUUUGUCGCGGUCUCAUUCACAGAGACUGUAAAAAGCUCGGCGCCCAUCUUUACUGUCAUAAUCUCACGUCUAUUGCUCAAUGAACGCACAGGGUUUUUGGUGCAUCUCUCUCUCAUCCCACUGAUGGGUGGACUCGCUCUGUGUAGCGCCAACGAACUCAGCUUCAACAUAAUCGGCUUUAUAGCCGCACUUGCCACGAAUAUCUGUGAUUGUCUUCAGAAUGUUUUUUCUAAGAUGUUGAUCAGUGGAGAAUCUUUUAAGUAUACGCCAGCUGAGUUACAGUUCUAUACCAGCAUAGCAUCUGUGGUCGUGGAGAUCCCUGCAGUGCUGAUGUUAAUGGACUUUGAUCAUGUGAGGGCGACCGUUGAUCACAACCUCCUGAUCGCCCUCCUCGCGGACGGAGUCUUCUUCCACUUCCAAAGCAUUACCGCCUACGUACUGAUGAGUUACAUAUCUCCCGUCACACACAGUGUCGCCAACACUGUGAAGAGGGCGCUGCUCAUCUGGUUGUCGGUGAUCGUGUUCGGUAACUCUGUGACGGUGCUUAGCGCGGUGGGCACGGCCAUUGUUCUCGUCGGAGUGCUCCUCUACAACCAGGCGCAAACUCAUGAUCUGGUCCGGCGUGCCAAACUAGACGUGCUGAGGCAGGCAGUGACUGUGUGAGCGC